Osmia lignaria (orchard mason bee) is the source of this 8832-nucleotide messenger RNA. It is a transcript of the gene beta-Spec, whose product is annotated as spectrin beta chain. Gene Ontology annotation, cellular component: spectrin. Lineage: Eukaryota; Metazoa; Arthropoda; Insecta; Hymenoptera; Megachilidae. The record is from RefSeq and is a predicted model, not a curated record. Gene Ontology annotation, molecular function: phospholipid binding; actin binding; structural constituent of cytoskeleton.
GUUGCGCGCCGGUCGGCUGUGUGGAUGGGUUUGUGUGGAUCGUUAUCGGUGGUUUUUGGUGUACUUCGAUUGGUUUUUAUGCGAGUACUGGGAUAAAACGGUGUCGCAGGGUAUCCUUACGACAAGGAGCGCCCUUUCGAAGGGUAAGACAGAAGUGAGUUGUUGGUUCGUUUGACAAAAUGACGACCGACAUCUCGGUGGUGCGCGCGGGUUGGGACCCCACGUUACAACAAGAGAUUGUCGAUGAGUACGAAUACGACGGGGGAAACUCGAGUUCGAGGCUUUUCGAACGUUCACGGAUCAAAGCCCUAGCCGGUGAACGUGAAUUAGUACAAAAGAAGACCUUCCAAAAAUGGGUGAACUCCCACUUGGUUCGGUGUUCCUGCCGAAUCGGCGACCUGUACGUCGACCUACGAGACGGCAAGAUGUUGAUCAAACUCCUGGAGAUCCUCUCCGGGGAACGCUUGCCACGACCUACGAAAGGAAAAAUGCGAAUCCACUGUUUGGAGAACGUCGACAAGGCGUUGCAGUUCUUGCGAGAGCAAAGAGUGCACCUGGAGAACAUGGGAUCCCACGACAUAGUGGACGGGAAUCCGCGUUUGAGCUUGGGUCUCAUUUGGACCAUCAUUCUGCGAUUCCAGAUUCAGGACAUCACGAUCGAGGAGACCGACAAUCAAGAAACGAAAUCAGCGAAAGACGCGUUGCUCCUCUGGUGCCAGAUGAAAACUGCUGGUUAUCACAAUGUAAACGUGCGAAAUUUCACCACCUCGUGGCGCGAUGGAUUAGCCUUCAACGCCAUCAUUCACAAACACCGUCCAGACUUGAUUCAAUUCGACAAACUAUCGAAAUCGAACGCCAUUUACAAUCUGAACAACGCGUUCAACGUGGCCGAGGACAAGCUUGGUCUCACUAAACUGUUGGACGCUGAAGAUAUAUUCGUUGAUCAUCCUGACGAGAAAUCAAUCAUCACUUACGUGGUCACGUACUAUCAUUACUUCUCGAAGAUGAAGCAAGAGACUGUGCAAGGUAAAAGGAUCGGCAAAGUGGUCGGAAUAGCGAUGGAGAACGACCGUAUGAUCCACGAGUACGAAAGUCUGACCAGUGAUCUGUUGCGUUGGAUCGAGGGCACGAUAGAGGCUCUAGGAGACCGUAGAUUCGCCAACUCUUUGGUCGGAGUUCAGUCUCAACUUUCCCAGUUCUCCAAUUACCGUACCGUAGAGAAACCGCCGAAGUUCGUGGAGAAGGGUAAUCUGGAGGUACUGUUGUUCACGUUGCAGUCGAAGAUGCGAGCGAACAAUCAAAAACCAUACACGCCGAAGGAGGGUAAGAUGAUUUCGGAUAUCAACAAAGCGUGGGAGAGGCUAGAGAAAGCGGAACACGAGCGAGAAUUGGCUCUCCGCGAAGAGCUGAUUCGUCAGGAAAAAUUAGAGCAAUUAGCAGCGAGAUUUAACCGAAAGGCCAGUAUGAGAGAGACCUGGUUGUCUGAGAAUCAACGAUUGGUUUCUCAGGAUAACUUCGGCUUUGAUCUAGCCGCCGUCGAGGCUGCUGCCAAAAAACACGAAGCCAUCGAGACCGACAUCUUCGCCUACGAGGAACGGGUCCAGGCUGUUAUGGCUGUUUCGCAAGAACUAGAGACCGAGAACUACCAUGACAUCGAACGCAUUAAUGCCCGCAAAGACAACGUUCUCAGACUUUGGAAUUACUUACUGGAGCUGCUUCGUGCUAGAAGAAUGAGACUGGAGUUGUCUCUGCAGUUGCAACAGAACUUCCAGGAGAUGCUGUACAUCCUGGACAGUAUGGAAGAGAUCAAGAUGCGUUUGCUGACCGACGACUACGGAAAGCACUUGAUGGGUGUCGAAGACCUUCUGCAGAAACAUUCUCUGGUAGAAGCAGACAUCAAUGUCCUCGGCGAGAGGGUGAAAGCUGUUGUGCAACAAAGUCAGAAGUUCUUGGAGCACGGAGAAGGCUAUCGUCCUUGCGACCCAACGAUCAUCGUUGAGCGCGUGCAGCAAUUGGAAGACGCGUACGCGGAAUUAGUACGUUUGGCUGUUGAACGUAGAGCCAGACUCGAAGAAUCUCGCAAACUGUGGCAAUUCUAUUGGGACAUGGCUGACGAGGAGAACUGGAUCAAGGAGAAGGAACAAAUUGUAUCCACUGGAGAUAUUGGUCAUGAUCUUACCACUAUCAACUUACUGUUGUCGAAGCACAAGGCUCUGGAGAACGAGAUCCAGUCUCACGAACCACAGCUGAUGUCCGUGGUCGCUGUUGGGGAUGAACUGGUUCGUCAGCAACACUUUGGUUCUGAUCGAAUCCAGGAGAGGCUUCAAGAAAUUCUAGGAAUGUGGAACCAUCUUCUGGAUCUGGCUGCUUUCAGAAGGAAACGUUUGGAAGAAGCUGUCGACUACCAUCAAUUGUUCGCAGAUGCCGAUGACAUAGACAUUUGGAUGCUGGAUACCUUGAAACUCGUCUCUUCGGAAGACGUCGGCAGAGACGAGGCAAACGUCCAGUCCCUGUUGAAGAAACACAAAGAUGUUACAGACGAGUUAAAGAACUACGCUGCCACGAUCGAUCAGCUUCAUCAGCAGGCAGCAGGUCUCGGUGAACAGGACGCGAAAUCAUCGGAAGUCCUGGAAAGACUGGCUUCCAUAGACUCGAGGUACAAGGAGCUGAUGGAACUAGCCAAGCUGCGUAAGCAGAGACUGCUAGACGCCUUGUCGUUGUACAAGUUGUUCAGCGAAUCCGACGGAGUGGAACAAUGGAUCGGUGAAAAGAACAGGAUGCUAGAGACGAUGGUACCGGCCAAGGACAUCGAAGACGUGGAGAUCAUGAAGCACCGAUACAAUGGCUUCGAAAAAGAAAUGUACGCGAAUGCUUCUCGAGUUGCCGUCGUGAAUCAACUGGCCAGACAGCUGUUGCACGUCGAACAUCCUAACUCUGAACAGAUAGUCGCUCGUCAGAACGAGUUGAACCAGAAAUGGGCAGAACUACGCGAGAAGGCGGAGAACAAACGCGACGAGCUGAACUCCGCCCACGGUGUGCAGACCUUCCACAUCGAGUGUCGCGAGACGGUGUCCUGGAUCGAGGACAAGAAGCGUAUCCUUCAGCAGACCGACAGCCUGGAGAUGGAUCUGACCGGAGUAAUGACACUCCAGCGUCGACUGAGUGGCAUGGAACGCGACCUGGCAGCCAUACAGGCCAAGUUGGACGCUCUGGAAAUGGAGGCUCAGAAUAUCCAACAACAGAACUUGGAAGAUCCUGAGGUGAUUCGAGAAAGGAUCACUCAGAUUCACACAAUCUGGGAACAGCUGACUCAGAUGCUGAAGGAACGCGACGCGAAACUGGAAGAAGCCGGUGAUCUGCACAGAUUCCUCCGAGACCUUGAUCACUUCCAGGCGUGGUUAACCAAGACCCAAACCGACGUCGCCAGCGAGGACACGCCGACCACGUUGGCCGAUGCCGAGAAACUGCUCACGCAGCACCAGAACAUCAAGGAAGAGAUCGACAACUACACCGACGACUACCAGAAGAUGAUGGAGUACGGAGAAAGGUUAACAAGCGAGGCUGGAGACGGGGACACGCAGUACAUGUUCUUGAGGGAGAGAUUGAACGCCCUGAAGAUGGGCUGGGAGGAAUUGCACCAGAUGUGGGUGAACAGGAAGCUGUUGUUGUCGAAUUCCUUGAACUUGCAGGUAUUCGACCGUGAUGCUCGCCAGGCAGAGGUGCUUUUGUCCCAGCAAGAGCACAUUCUCGCUAAAGAUGAAACACCGGCAAACUUCGAGCAGGCCGAGCACAUGAUCAAGCGUCACGAGGCCUUCAUGACUACCAUGGAUGCGAACGACGAGAAGAUCAACAACGUGGUGCAGUUCGCUGGACGACUUGUCGACGAGGGACACUUCGCGGCUGACAAAGUCAAGAAGAAGGCGGAGAGCAUCAACGAACGACGUCGAGUGAACCGCGAGAAGGCUAACCAAUGCAUGGAGAAGCUGAAGGAUCAGUUGCAGCUGCAAAUGUUCCUGCAGGACUGCGAGGAGUUGGGCGAAUGGGUGCAAGAGAAGCACAUCACUGCCCAGGACGAAACUUAUAGAAGUGCAAAGACUGUCCACAGCAAAUGGACCAGGCAUCAGGCCUUCGAGGCAGAGAUAGCGAGCAACAAGGAUCGUCUGCAGCAGUUACAACAAGCUGCAGAGGAACUGAUCCAACAGAAACCAGACCUGGCCGACAUCAUCAAACCGAAAGUGGCCGAAUUGGCUGAUCAGUUCGAGGAACUCGAGACCACCACCCACGACAAGGGUGAACGUCUGUUCGAUGCCAAUCGCGAGGUACUUAUCCACCAGACCUGCGACGACAUUGACUCCUGGAUGAACGAGCUGGAGAAGCAAAUCGAGAGCACGGAUACCGGAUCCGACUUGGCUUCCGUUAACAUCCUGAUGCAGAAGCAACAGAUGAUCGAAACGCAGAUGGCGGUUAAGGCUAGACAAGUCACUGAACUGGAUAAACAAGCGGAGCACUUGCAGCGCACAGUGCCAGAUGACAAGAUGGAGGAGAUCAAGUGCAAGAAGGAGAAGGUCGCCCAGAGAUUCGCCCAAUUGAAGGCUCCUCUGAUCGACCGACAGCGUCAACUGGAGAAGAAGAAAGAGGCCUUCCAAUUCAGACGCGACGUGGAGGACGAGAAGCUCUGGAUCGCCGAGAAGAUGCCCCAAGCCACCAGCACCGAAUACGGUAACUCCCUAUUUAACGUGCACAUGCUGAAGAAGAAGAACCAGUCUCUCCGCACCGAAAUCGAGAACCACGAGCCCAGGAUUAAUCUGGUGUGCAACAACGGACAGAAGUUGAUCGACGAAGGACACGAGGACAGUCCUGAAUUCCAGAAACUGAUACCCGAGUUGACGGAGAAAUGGAAGGAGCUGAAGGAUGCGGUAGACGACAGGAACAAGCAUCUGCUUCAGAACGAGAAGGCACAGCAGUACUUCUUCGACGCGACCGAGGCGGAAUCCUGGAUGAGCGAGCAAGAGUUGUACAUGAUGGUGGAGGAUCGUGGCAAGGAUGAGAUCUCUGCGCAGAAUCUGAUGAAGAAACACGAGUCCUUGGAGCACGCUGUAGAGGACUACGCCGAGACGAUCCGCCAGCUAGGAGAAACGGCUAGACAGCUGAUCAACGAUCAACAUCCUCUCGCUGAUCAGAUUGCUGUAAAACAAUCUCAAGUGGACAAAUUGUACGCCGGAUUGAAGGACCUGGCUGGUGAACGUCGAGCCAAACUGGACGAGGCUCUUCAGCUGUUCAUGUUGAACAGAGAGGUGGACGACUUGGAGCAGUGGAUCGCGGAGAGAGAAUUGGUCGCUGGAAGUCAUGAACUGGGCCAGGACUACGACCACGUGACGUUGCUAUGGGAGAGGUUCAAGGAGUUCGCUAGGGACACCGAGGCGAUAGGUUCAGAAAGGGUAGCAGCAGUGAACGGUAUCGCGGAUUCUUUAAUAGCAACCGGUCACUCGGAUGCUGCCACCAUUGCCGAAUGGAAGGACGGAUUGAACGAGGUGUGGCAGGACCUGCUGGAGCUGAUCGACACUCGCACGCAGAUGCUGCAAGCCAGCCGGGAGCUGCACAAAUUCUUCCACGACUGCAAGGACGUUCUUGGAAGAAUCCUGGAAAAACAAAAUGCCAUGUCAGACGAGCUCGGUCGCGAUGCUGGCUCGGUUUCCGCUCUCCAACGAAAACACGGCAACUUCAUGCAAGAUCUGUCCACCUUGCAGAGUCAGGUGUCGCAGAUUCAAGAGGAGUCGGCUAAAUUGCAGGCUUGCUAUGCCGGUGACAAGGCUAGAGAGAUAACGAACCGCGAAGGAGAGGUUGUUGCCGCUUGGAACAACUUGCAGUCCCUCUGCGAAGGAAGAAGAACGAAACUGGAGGACACCGGGGAUCUCUACCGAUUCUUCAACAUGGUCAGAACCCUGAUGAUCUGGAUGGACGAUGUAGUGCGCCAGAUGAACACUUCUGAAAAGCCUCGCGACGUUGCUGGAGUUGAGUUGUUGAUGAACAAUCAUCAGAGCCUGAAGGCUGAGAUCGACGCCAGGGAGGACAACCUGAUGGCUUGUAUCAAUCUCGGGAAGGAUUUGUUAGCUAGAAAUCAUUAUGCCAACUCUCAGAUCAAGGAGAAACUGGCGGCGCUCACGGAUCAUAGAAAUGCGUUGCUGCAUAGAUGGGAGGAGCGUUGGGAGAACUUGCAGCUCAUUUUGGAGGUGUAUCAGUUUGCUAGAGACGCUGCGGUCGCUGAGGCAUGGUUGAUCGCACAGGAACCAUAUCUGAUGAGCCAAGAACUUGGCCACACGAUUGACGAAGUUGAAAACCUAAUCAAGAAGCACGAGGCGUUCGAAAAGUCGGCAGCUGCGCAAGAGGAAAGGUUUAGUGCCUUGCAUCGACUCACUACGUUUGAGUUGAAAGAAAUGAAGAGGAGGGAACAAGAGCGAGAGGAAGAGGAGAGACGUAAGAAGGAGGAGGCCGCAGCAGCUGAGGCAGCUCGAUUAGCUAAAGCAACGCCAGUAACUAGUCCAGAUGAACCACCCAGUGAAAGAGCUGAAGCUGAAGGAGUACCUAGCGGAGAACGCCCCACCGGCGAAGACGAGUCACAUGUGGCACAUCGCAAGGCUUCUACACGUACACCACAGCCUCAAGACAAGCCCAAGGAAGUGCAUGUUCGGAAACCUGCACGACUAUCCGUACGAGGAGAAGGACCAUCACCUGCUACCCCCUUGUCCACGAAACCUCCUCUGGGUCCAUCUAGCCCAACAACUCCAAAAGGUGGAAGCGGUUCCGAGUCUGGUACUUUAAGACGUAAGGAACGUAGUCGCAGCAAGUCACCGUUCCGAAGUUUCCGUUGGAGAAAAUCCGCCAAGUCGCCGAGUUUAGAUCGCAGUGGCGUGAGUGAUGAUGAACGCAGCAUUUCCGAACAACGAAGUCCUAGCGACGACGAGUUCGAGGGUGUGCUGCAACGAAAACACGAAUGGGAGAGUACAACGAAGAAGGCGUCGAAUCGUUCCUGGCACAAGGUGUACAUGGUCGUUCGUGGACAAAGUUUGUAUGUAUAUACCGAUCAGAAGUCUUACAAGGCUGCUCCGGAUCAACCUUACAAAGGGGAAGCUCCUCUGGAUCUCAAAGGCGCGACUAUUACUGUAGCCAGUGAUUACACCAAGAAGAAACAUGUCUUCCGUGUAAAGUCGCAAAGCGGAUCCGACUUCCUAUUCCAAGCUAAAGACGACGCUGAAAUGAACGAAUGGGUUUCCGUGUUGAAUCAAGCUGCACAAGGUACAUCCGGUGCGAGCACGUCCAGGGCGCACACUCUGCCCGCGCCUACACAAGCCGAGACCAAGCGGCGUAGUUUCUUCACUCUCAAGAAAAACUAAACCGGAGCAGUGAAGUACGGUAUAAGCCGCUCAGCACAACACACACAGUUUAAGAGAAAUGUUUCGUCGCUCUGCGUGGUUAAUAAUGCAACGCUAAUUAUGAACAAUUAGGAGACACAAACACGAAUACACGAGAUGAGAAUACAUGAAAUAAUGGUAUUUACGAAACGAAAUCAAAGGACGACCCUUGAUAAAUCUUGUCGUUUUAACGAAACGCCUACAUCUACGACUACUAUUCGCCAUGGAAAUCAUAGAGAGUAUUUAAACAGCUGUCUGUAUGUGUUAAAACAUUUCACUCGCGUAUAGGCCAUUCGAAGUCUCUAAUUACGUAUUUUUUUCUUUUCUGUUCGUUCUCUUCGAAGAAAUUUUUGGACACUUUGCAAUAUAUCGCUAUAUCGUUGAAAAGGUGACACACACAUACACACACAUUCGAUAUGUCCCACGUUAGCGUGAUCAAGAUUCAUUCGCACAUGGAUGCAUUGAUCAUCAAAAAAAAAAAUUGAUCGUCCGCGAUAUCCAUACGUAUUAAUCGACAAAAUACUAUUCGCGAUGAAAAAAAUAUUAGAUUUGUAAUUAAUAAUAUGUAUAUGUAUGCGCAUAUGGUAUCCUUUGUGUUUGAUAUUGUUUUUUCACAAGUAUGUCGUGUUCGCGAUUCUCUGUAAUUUGUUUAUCAAAUAUUUUGUACAAAACGAUUGUUCUUUAAUCGGUAUCGUGUUGCUGGGGUUCUGUAUGUAAAUUGAUUAAAAAUAUAAAGUUUCCAUGGUAUAUUUACAAUUUACAAAAGAUUCUACAAGUUGCAUACUUUGUCUUUAGAUAAAUCUUUGGUAUUAUGAAGUAUUAUACGUUUCAUUAUUUUAAGUGUAAAAAUACUUGAGAAAUUAUAUAAUGUUACUUACUAAUGCUUUGUAUAUUGUAUAAAGAAAAUUUCUAGCUAUUUAAGAAUGAUAUUUCUAUAUUGUAUUUUUAACAGAACUCGUCUAGCAACUUGAUACCUCGUUGUUAGUCUAAUCAGAACGUUGCUCUGUAAUUCGCAAUUUUCAAUUAAAAAGAAAAAAAGAUAUAUGUUCGAUUGAUCCACGUUUCAUUUCUAUACGGUUUGGUUUCUCGCUCUUGCACGUUUGUAAUCUUUUAAUUUCGCGUUUCUCCGCAAACGGUUCGUUUGCGUUUCGAUGACUGCCAUAUAUUUUUAAGAAGCACACUAACUUGGGACAUAAUAUAUAUAUAAAUAUAUAAAUAAAUAUAUAAAUAUUAUAUAUAUAUAUAAAUAUAAAUAUAAAUUAGCUUUUAACAAAUUGUUAAAUAUAUGCUGCGCCCUAAGGGAAUACGCAUUGAAGGAUUAUAAAAAGGAAGAAAUGGAACAUUGUGUAAUAAUUCAGAGAUUCCUCUUAUACGAUCCCAAAUAUCAUGAUUCUACGGAAUUAAAAAAAAAAGGAGAAAGAAA